This is a messenger RNA of Paramecium sonneborni, 489 nucleotides long. The record is from the annotation of a GenBank genome assembly. NCBI's taxonomy places the organism in Eukaryota, Ciliophora, Oligohymenophorea, Peniculida, Parameciidae.
AUGUCCGCAGCCGAAAUACUAGUGCCUGCAAAAUUUAUAAGCCAGAUGGUCCAAUUAAUCAUAACAUGCGUUAUAUAUCAAUCCUAAGUAUCAAAUUUUAAUUAAAAUUAGUAUGAAAAUCUACUUAAUUUUCCAAAUGAUCAACUAGCUGAAGCUUCGUAAUAUUAUACGUUAUUAAAACAAGUUUAUAAGCUGGGGUCACACUUUCAGUAAUAUUUUUAGCUGUUGAAAUGAUUAUACUUGCCACAGGAUGGACGAUGAAUUUCGAGAAAACUAUGUUAACAUGUAAAUAAACAUUAAUUUUAUUUAGAAAUAAUAUUGCAUUCUCUAGGUUCUGUUAUUUUAGCAUGGUUUAUUCUGGAUUCUUGGGAUUAUAAUUACAUUUGGGCUAUUUUUAGUUUGUUUUGUCUGCUUCCUCUACUGUUAGAAUUUAUUAUCAUAGGAAAUGCUAUUUUAUUUCGUAGGUCUAUAAUUCGUUUAAAAAAUUGA